Pteropus alecto (black flying fox) is the source of this 8061-nucleotide messenger RNA. It is a transcript of the gene IGSF10, whose product is annotated as immunoglobulin superfamily member 10. Gene Ontology annotation, molecular function: protein binding. The record is from RefSeq and is a predicted model, not a curated record. Bases 1 to 7884 code for a protein of 2627 amino acids. The transcript has 7 exons. NCBI's taxonomy places the organism in Eukaryota, Metazoa, Chordata, Mammalia, Chiroptera, Pteropodidae. Gene Ontology annotation, cellular component: extracellular region.
AUGGAAGUGAAAGGCAGAGGAAUCACCUGCUUGCUGGUCUCCUCCGCUGUGAUCUGCCUGGUGGCCACCCCCGGAGGCCGGGCUUGUCCUCGUCGCUGUGCCUGUUAUGUGCCUACAGAGGUGCACUGCACAUUUCGGUACCUGACCUCCAUCCCAGACAGCAUCUCGCCUAAUGUGGAACGUAUCAACUUAGGGUACAAUAGCUUGGUCAAACUGACAGAAACAGAUUUUUCUGGCCUAAAUAAAUUGGAGUUACUGAUGCUGCACAGCAAUGGUAUUCACACAAUCCCAGCUAAGACCUUUUCGGAUUUGCAGGCCUUGCAGGUAUUAAAAAUGAGCUAUAACAAAGUUCGUAAACUUCAGAAGGACACGUUUUAUGGCCUCAGAAACUUGACACGGUUGCAUAUGGACCACAACAAUAUCGAGUUUAUAAACCCAGAGGUUUUUUAUGGGCUCACCUUUCUCCGACUGGUGCACUUGGAAGGAAAUCAGCUCACUAAACUGCAUCCAGAUACAUUUGUCUCUUUGCGCUACCUCCAGAUAUUUAAGAUAUCUUUCAUUAAGUACCUGUACUUGUCUGAUAACUUUCUGAGCACCCUCCCUCAAGAGAUGGUCUCGUAUAUGCCUGAUUUGGAAAGCCUUUAUCUUCAUGGGAACCCCUGGACCUGCGACUGUCAUUUAAAAUGGUUGUCUGACUGGAUACAAGAGAAGCCAGAUAUAAUAAAAUGCAAAAAAGACAGAAGUCCCUCAAGUCCUCAGCAAUGUCCACUUUGCAUGAACCCCAGGACCUAUGAAGGCAAGCCCUUAGCAAUGGUCCCAGCUGCAGGUUUCCUGUGUGUCAAGCCAACCAUUGACUCAUCUUUGAAACUGAAGAGCCUGACCAUUCUGGAAGACGGUGGUUCUGUAUCCAUCUCUCCCCAAGACUUCAUGGCACCCUUUGGCUCCCUCAUUUUGAAUAUGACAGACCAGUCUGGAAAUGAAGCUAACAUGGUCUGCAGUAUUCAAAAGCCUUCAAGUACAUCAUCCAUUGCAUUCACUGAAGAAAAUAAUGACUAUAUUGUGCUAAAUACAUCAUUUUCCACAUUUCUGAUGUGUAACAUAGAUUACGGUCACAUUCAGCCAGUGUGGCAAAUUCUGGCUUUGUACAGUGACUCUCCUCUGAUACUAGAAAGAAGCCACAUGCUCAGUAAAACACCACAACUUUGCUACAAAUAUAAACAGGUAGCUCCUAAGCCCGAAGACAUCUUUACCAACAUAGAGGCUGCUCUCAGAGCAGAUCCCCCUUGGUUAAUGCAAGACCGAAUUUCCUUACAGCUAAACAGAACUGUUACCACACUCAGUACAUUGCAGAUCCACUACUCCAGUGAUGCUCAAGUCACUUUACCAAGGGAAGAGAUAAGGCCAGUGAAACACAAAUGGACCAUGAUUUCCAGGGAUAAUAAUUCUAAGCUAGAACGUACUGUUUUGGUUGGUGGGACCAUUGACUUAGACUGCCCAGGCCAAGGAGACCCCAUCCCACAUUUGGAAUGGCUUCUAGCUGAUGGGAGUAAAGUGAGAGCUCCUUAUGUUAGUGAGGAUGGACGAAUAUUAAUAGACAAGAGUGGAAAACUGGAACUCCAGAUGGCUGAUAGUUUUGACACAGGUAUAUACCACUGCAUAAGUACCAAUUAUGAUGAUGCAGAUAUUCUCACCUAUAGGAUUACUGUGGUAGAGCCCUAUAUAGAAUCCUAUCACAAAAAUGGGGCUCAUCAUACCGUUUUUCUUGGUGAAACACUUGACCUUCCAUGCCAUUCUACUGGUAUCCCAGAUGCCUCUGUUAGCUGGGUCCUUCCAGGAAACACUGUGCUCUAUCAGUCCUCAAGAGAGAAGCAGAUUUUUAAUAAUGGCACACUAAGAAUAUUACAGGUCACCCAAAAAGACCAGGGUCAUUAUUGCUGUGUUGCAGCCAACCCACUGGGGGUCGACCUUUUGAUUAACCAAGUUUCAGUUGAAAUAAAAGGGCCAAGGCCAGUGGAGCAUAAUGUAGAAACAGAUGGAUCUGGACUUGAUGAGUCCAAUCCCACUGUUCACCUUAGGGACCCACCAGCUGCACAGCUCCCAACAUCUGUUCCAAUGGCAGGUGAGGCUGGAAAACAAGUCUCGAGCAUAAGUAAGAAGCAUAGCUAUCGGGAGUUAAUACACCGGCGGCAUGGAGAGUCAACAAAUCGACGUUUUAAGGAGCAUAGGAGGCAGUUCCCUUCCUCUGCUCGGAGGAUUGAUCCGCGACACUGGGCGGCACUUCUGGAGAAAGUUAAAAAGAAUACUAUGCCAGAGAAGCGAGAAAAUACUACAGCAAGGCCACCUCCACUUGUCACCCAACUCCUGAAAAUACCUGGUGAGGAGGUAGACUCUUCAGGCAUGUUCUCUCCAGAUGAGGAAUUUAUGGCCCUGGCAACAGAAGUUCCCAAUGUUCUGGCAAGGACAAUGACUGCCAGUUCCAGAAAAAGGUCUGAUAGCCCUGUGACAAGUAUAAUGUCUGGUAUCGAAGUCUCCCCAAUUAUGAGUCCACAAAUGCUACCACCUGAAAAGACAAUAGGUUUCAAACUAUCUACUACUACUAAAACUAUAGCCCAGUCAAAGUACUUAAACUCAACUACAUCAAGCAAAAUGCAAGGCACAAACAACCAAAAUUUAACCACUAUCUUUCCUCUGCUACCGGAAACAACUCAGUUUCAGGAUGCUGAUGGCAUCGAGAGAAGAGAGCAUUUGCAAAGUACACCCACAAUAACAGUGGGAACUGUGAUUGAAGAUGUCAAUACCAAAAUACUUAGUAGUGCUAACGGCAAAGCUGAUAUAUUCUUAGGAUCAGAAAACACCAUGAAUGGUCAUCAGACAUCUGUAACAGGAGGCAGUGAACCCAGGAGCAAUCACUUCUAUCCUCACAGUCCUCGAAAGCUUGGCACCUCAAGGCUCCCUUCAGGCCCACACACUGCUGCUCAUUCUCGGUUACAGAUUCCUAGAAAUAGUACAGCUAGCAUCCCACUGUCCAGACGCUUUGGAAAGAGGAGGAAAGUUUGGGGCAGGGGACAAUUUAUCAGUUCAUAUAGGACUCCAGUUCUCCGACGGCAUAGAUAUGGUUUUGUGAAGACAACAGUCAGGGAGUCUUCUAAAGAAAGCACCACUGCAUUUUCAGCUACACAGAUCAACGCAGUGUGUCCAUCCUGUUCUCCCAGAGAAGGGCUCACCACUGCUGCAGCUGCCUUGUCUUUCUCAAGUUCUUUCCCCACCACUCUCCCCAAAGCUGACAUUGCCAGAGUCGCAGCAGCAGAGUCUCUAACUCUAGUCCACAAUCCAUCAUUACUAUUUGAGAACAAACUAAAUGUAGAUAUAGAGAAAACAACACCCACAAUAAAAUAUUUCAGUGCUGAAAGUACCCAAGUAACUCCAAUUGGUACAGUCAUGACUUAUGCCUCAACAUCUGUAUCUAUGGAAAAAACUCACAUAAGAAAUACUGGUUCUCCAAGUGUGUCUAACAUCAGUGAAGCUGAAAGUGAUUCAAUGAUUAUAUCUCCACUUCCAGGUCCCACCACCAAGACAUCUCUGCCUACUACUAUAGCCAUUACAACAUUUUCAAGAAAGAAAAUUCCUUGGCAUCAGAUGUUUGGAAAUAACUAUAUCCAAACAGAGAGAUUAAAGAAUCAGCAUAAAUUUGGUUCACAAAAAAGCACAGCCACGGUGCUUCCUAAAAUAUCUACAGCUUUACCCACAGAUAAAGUUUCCCCCUUCCCCUUCACAAAACACUCAGCAAAUGUGGUGCAAAUUCCAUCUGUAACACUGGCUACAACUCACCACAGUAGCAUCGAAACACACAAUCCUAUGAGUCUUCCCACAGUGAAGGAGCUGCCUUUCCCACCACCUGUUUACCCUACACUUCCUGGUAUCUCAAGCAAGGAAUCAAGUACAAAUUUCAUAUCAAUGCAAACAGCCACACUGACAACUCCUCCUACUGCCCCUGCAUCUGUCAGUAUCAAUAAAACCCAAAUAGCCAGACCUAGGACACAAAAAGUACAACACAAAAAGGAGCCUCAGAAGAACAGGAAUGCCCCAAACAGUUUCCCCCACCAAAGUUCUGGCUUCAGUACAUCUACUGCUGCGAUACUUCCUGUUCCAAUUGCAGCAAGAACUUCAGCCAAGCCCAGUGUUUCUGCUUUCACUCAUCCCUCCCUAGAAAACACCAAAGGAAUUUCAAGCAUAAUUGAUCAUUAUCCAAGAACACAUAAUUGGACAGAUGUAAUUGAAGAACCACCCCAAGAGAGUACUCAGACUUUGAAGAGCACAACUGCUUCUGAAACCACUUUGUCUAGCAAACUACACCAGAGGACCACAACUAGAAACACAACCAUUAGACACUCAACUGUGCCACCAUUCCUGAGCAGUAGAGCUUCUCCAAUGCUAAUUCCCACCUCCCCUACCUUGAGUAAUCAAAACGCACUUACUGACAUCGUGGCAACUCCCAUUUUCCAGAUGACGACAAAUACGGCGGUCAAGCUGCAUGAACCCUCAAGGCACAAUGCUGAUCCACAGCAAUUGGCAGAAAAGGUUGCAGCAUCUUCCGAGGUUCAUCCAAAUGCCAAAUUCACAACUGGAACCACCUACUUUAUGUAUUCCAAUCUGUUACAUUCUACUCCUACGCCAGCACUAAUAACAGUCAAACCACUGAAUUCUAAAUGGACUCCUUCUCUCUGGUCAGGAAGCCACUUUUGGCACAAGUCAUACCCAGAAAUUGCUGAAAAAGGAAAAAAGCAAGGAAUGAGCAUGUUGCCCACUCCAGGCUUGCCAGAGGACGCCACUCAUGCUUCAAAUUGGGAUAUACAAAAGACUGCAAAGAAGAGUCAUUUUGAUAAGACACUGGUUCAAAAAAUAACUCCUGAACUCCUUCCUACCGAGCCUUUGUCUAGGAAUAUAUUUGAAAGGCCCAGAAUAGUUGGAGGAAAAGCAGCAAGUUUUACUAUUCCAGCUAACUCAGAUGCCUUUCUUCCUUGUGAGGCUGUUGGAAAUCCCCUGCCCACCAUCCACUGGACCAGAGUCUCAUCAGGACUUGAUUUGUCUAAAAGGAAACAGAAUAACAGAUUUCAGGUGCUCCCCAAUGGCACCCUGUCCAUACAGAGGGUGGACGUUCAGGACCGUGGACAGUACCUGUGCUCAGCAUCCAACCCAUUUGGCACAGAUCGCCUUCACAUCACCUUGUCCGUGGUUUCCUAUCCCCCUAGGAUCCUGGAGAGACAUACCAAAGAGAUCACAGUCCAUUCUGGAAGCACUGUGGAACUGAAGUGUAGAGUAGAAGGUAGGCCGAGCCCUACGAUUUCCUGGAUUCUCGCAAACCAAACAGUGGUCUCAGAGUCAUCCAAGGGGAAUAGGCAAGCCCGGGUGACAUCUGAUGGAACGUUGGUCAUCCAUAAUCUCAGUGUUUAUGACCGGGGCUUUUACAAAUGCAUGGCCUGGAACUCUGCUGGCCAGGAUUCACUGCUGGUUAAAAUUCAAGUCAUUGCAGCCCCACCUGUCAUUCUAGAGCAAAAGAGGCAAGUCAUUGCAGCGACUUGGGGUGAAAGUUUGAAACUGCCCUGCACUGCAAAAGGAACUCCUCAGCCCAGUGUUCACUGGGUUCUUUCUGAUGGCACCGAAGUGAAGCCAUUACAGUUUAUUGAUUCCAAGUUGUUCUUAUUUUCAAAUGGGACUCUGUACAUUAAAAACAUAGCCUCUUCAAACAGAGGCACUUAUGAGUGCAUCGCUACCAGCUCCACUGGCUCCGAGAGAAGGGUGGUAAUUAUUACAAUGGAAGAGCGAGAGACCAUCCCCAGGAUAGAAUUUGCAUCCCAGACAUGGAAUGAGGUGAAUUUUGGGGAGAAAUUACUACUGAACUGCUCAGCCAUUGGAGAACCCAAACCCCAAAUAAUUUGGAGGCUACCAUCCAAGGCUGUCGUCGACCAGUGGCACAGAAUGGGCAGCCGAAUCCAUGUCUAUCCCAACGGAUCUCUGUUUAUUGGAUCAAUAACAGAAAAAGAUGGUGGCAGCUACUUGUGUGUGGCAAGAAACAAAAUGGGGGAUGAUCUGAUACUGAUGCAUGUUAGCCUAAGACUAAAACCUGCCAAAAUUGACCAUGGGCAACAUUUUAAAAAGCAGGUGUUUCAUGGGAAAGAUUUCCAGGUUGAUUGCAAGGCUUCUGGCUCGCCAGUGCCCCAGAUAUCUUGGAGUUUGCCCGAUGGAACAAUGAUAAACAAUGCAAUGCAAGCCGAUGACAGUGGCAGCCAGAUUAAGAGAUACACGCUUUUUGACAAUGGAACCUUGUACUUCAACAAAGUGGGGAUAGCAGAGGAAGGAGAUUAUACUUGCUACGCCCAGAACACUCUAGGGAAGGAUGAAAUGAAGGUCCAUCUAACAGUAAUAACAGCGGCCCCACGGAUCAGGCAGGGUUACAGGGCUAACACGAGAAUCAAAGCUGGAGACACAGCCGUGCUGGACUGUGAGGUCACUGGAGAACCCAAACCAAAAACAUUUUGGCUGCUGCCUUCCAGUGACGUGAUUUCAUUCUCAAAAGAUAGGUACACAUUUCACGCCAAUGGGUCUUUGUCCAUCAACAAAGUCAAACUGCUCGAUUCUGGAGAGUAUGUGUGCGUGGCCCGAAAUCCCAGUGGGGAUGACACCAAAAUGUACAAACUGGAUGUUGUCUCGAAGCCUCCAUUAAUUAAUGGUUUGUAUACAAACAAAACUGUCAUUAAAGCCACAGCUGUGAGGCAUUCUAAAAAGCACUUUGAUUGUAGAGCUGAAGGGACACCAUCUCCUCAAAUCAUGUGGAUCAUGCCAGACAAUAUUUUCCUCACAGCCCCAUACUAUGGAAGCAGAAUCACAGUCCAUAAAAACGGAACCUUGGAAAUUAGGAAUGUGAGGCUUUCAGAUUCAGCGGAUUUUAUCUGUGUGGCUCGGAAUGAAGGAGGUGAGAGCGUGCUGGUGGUACGGUUGGAAGUACUGGAAAUGCUGAGAAGACCGACGUUCACAAAUCCAUUUAAUGAAAAAGUAGUUGUCCAGCUCGGAAAGUCCACAGCAUUAAAUUGCUCUGUUGAUGGAAACCCACCACCUGAAAUAAUCUGGAUUUUACCAAAUGGCACCCGAUUUCCCAAUGGACCACAAAAUUCUCAGUAUCUGAUAGCAAGCAAUGACUCUUUUAUCAUUUACAAGACAACUCGGGACGACGCAGGAAAAUAUCGGUGUGGGGCAAGAAAUAAAGUUGGCUAUAUUGAGAAAUUAAUUGUAUUAGAAAUUGGUCAGAAGCCAGUUAUUCUUACUUAUGCGUUAGGAACAGUUUACUGUAUCAGUGGAGAAUCUCUGUCAUUGCAUUGUGUGUCGAAUGGAAGCCCUAAGCCAAAUAUCAAGUGGACUAUGCCAAGUGGUUUUAUAGUAGAUAGGCCUCAAAUUAGUGGAAAAUACAUAUUGUAUGAAAAUGGGACCUUAGUCAUCAAAGAAGCAACAGCUUAUGACAGAGGAAACUAUAUUUGUAAGGCUCAAAAUAGCAUUGGCCAUGCACUGAUUACUGUUCCAGUAAUGGUUGUAGCCUACCCACCCCGAAUUAUAAAUCGCCCACCCAGGAGCGUCCUCACAAGGACAGGGGCGGCUGUUCAGCUCCACUGCGUGGCCCUCGGGGUUCCCAAGCCGGAAGUCACAUGGGAGAUGCCUGACCACUCCGUGCUCUCAAUGGCAAAUAAAGGGAGGACAUACGGAAUUGGGCCUUUUCACCCGCAAGGUACCCUAGUCAUUCAGAACCCUCAAACCUCAGAUUCUGGGAUAUACAAAUGCACAGCAAAGAAUCCACUUGGUAGUGAUUCUGCAACAACUUAUAUUCAAGUAAUCUGACAUGAAAUAAAAUAAAAUUGAACAAAAUCAACAUCUGGACAGUUUAUUUUUUGGAAGAAAUUUAAUCAAAGGCAGCCAUAGGCAUGUAAAUGAAUUUGAAUACAUUUACAAUAUUAAAUUUAUAAUGGACAUGCAAAAAAAAAAAAAAGACUUGUAAAUAAAUGCAUUAUGAACCGA